Messenger RNA from Marchantia polymorpha subsp. ruderalis, 3354 nucleotides. The record is from the annotation of a GenBank genome assembly. Lineage: Eukaryota; Viridiplantae; Streptophyta; Marchantiopsida; Marchantiales; Marchantiaceae.
GAGGAACGAGUUUUUCGUCCAAGGGUUUGAAAAUCCAGCUCCUCUGCCUCGCUCGCUGACGCGGGCUUUGUCGACCGGAUCGCGCACAGGGCACAUUUUGGCGUUCUCUCGGAUAAGACUUUGAUCUCAGGAAUCAGAAACGGAGCUUUUAUUUUGGUUCAGUUCUUUGUUCUGCAGCAUUCGAGCUUGAGCUAUGGACGAGAGCCUGUACGACGAGUUUGGUAAUUAUAUAGGUCCGGAGAUUGAGUCGGACGAUGAAGAUUUGGAUGUCGAGGAGGAUGAUGAUGAGCGCGGAAAGCCCGACGCGAAUGGUCUCACCGAUGGAGAGGAGGCGUGGAUGUCGCAUGUUGACAAUGGAGAUGCUCAGUUCAACGAUGAGGAGAUGGAGCCCGAAGGCGCUGUUGUUCUGGCCGAAGAUAAGAAGUAUUAUCCCACUGCCAUGGAGGUAUACGGCGAGGGAGUGGAAACUCUUGUCAUGGACGAAGACGCCCAACCUCUAGAGGACCCAAUAAUCAAACCUAUCAAAACUAAGAAUUUUGAAGUUGCAGCGAGAGAUGGACUAUCAACGUAUGUUCAGACUGACUUCAUGCUCGGUCUCAUGGGAAAUCCUACUCUCAUCAGGAAUGUGGCCUUGAUAGGUCACCUCCAUCAUGGGAAGACCCUCAUCAUGGAUAUGCUUGUGGAGCAAACACAUGAGAUAAAGACCUUGGAUCCAAACAGUGAGAAGCAUUUAAGAUACACUGACACUCGAAUUGAUGAGCAGGAGCGUCAGAUAUCAAUAAAGUCGGUGCCCAUGUCUCUGGUCCUGGAGAACAGCAUUGGCAAAUCAUACUUGUGCAAUAUCAUCGACACCCCAGGUCAUGUGAACUUUUCUGACGAGAUGACUGCAGCCCUAAGACUGGUCGAUGGUGCCGUAGUUGUUGUUGACGCUGUGGAAGGAGUUAUGGUUAACACAGAGAGAUCAAUCAGACAUGCCUUGCAGGAGAGAUUACCGAUUGUGCUUGUCAUAAACAAGGUUGAUAGGUUGAUCACGGAAUUGAAGUUGCCUCCAACAGACGCCUAUCACAAGCUUCGUCAUACUCUAGAAGACUUGAAUAGCCUCAUGGCUGCAUAUUCUGCAGGGGGAGAAGGCCCACAACAGUUUGAUCCAGUUUUUGGAAACGUGUGUUUUGCCAGUGCGACGGGUGGAUGGUCAUUCACUCUUCUUUCGUUCGCCCAGUUGUAUGUAAAGCUCCAUGGCAUCCCUUUUGACGCCGCAAAGUUUGCUACGCGCCUUUGGGGAGACUUGUACUACCAUCCCGACACAAGAACCUUCAAAAGAAAGCCUCCAACCAGCGGGGGAGAGAGGUCAUUUGUGCAGUUCAUUCUGGAGCCACUGUAUAAAAUAUACAGCCAGGUUAUUGGUGAACACAGGAAAAGUGUAGAGAUUACUUUACAGGAGCUGGGAGUUACUCUUAGCAACUCUGAUUACAAGCUUAAUGUGAAGCCUUUGCUGAAAAUAGCUUGCAGCUCUGUAUUUGGAGGUACGACAGGUUUCACUGACAUGUUGGUGCAGCAUAUACCGUCGGCCAAGGAAGCUGCAGCCAUUCGAGUUGAGCAUACCUACACUGGCCCACAUGACACAUCUCUUGCCCAGUCAAUGAAAGAGUGUAACUCAAGCGGGCCACUGAUGGUGAAUGUUACGAAACUCUAUCCCAAAGCUGAUUGCAGUGUGUUCGAUUCAUUUGGAAGAAUUUUGAGUGGUACAAUUCAUACGGGACAGUCAGUUCGGGUUCUUGGAGAAGGGUAUUCACCUGAUGACGAAGAAGAUAUGGCUAUCAAGGAAGUGACCAAGUUAUGGGUAUAUCAGGCCCGAUACAGGAUCCCGGUUACAAAAGCUCCGGCGGGAUCAUGGGUAUUGAUUGAGGGUGUGGAUGCCUCUAUCACGAAAACUGCCACUCUGUGUCCUGAGUUCUUAGACGAGGAUGUGUACAUAUUUAGACCGUUGCAGUUCAAUACACUUUCUGUAGUGAAGACAGCAACCGAACCCUUAAAUCCUAGUGAAUUGCCCAAGAUGGUAGAAGGCCUUCGUAAAAUCAGUAAGAGUUACCCUCUCGCUAUAACGAAAGUAGAGGAGUCAGGAGAGCACACUAUUCUGGGAACAGGAGAAAUAUUCCUCGACUCUAUUAUGAAGGAUCUUCGCGAGCUUUACUCGGAAGUUGAAGUAAAGGUCGCAGAUCCUGUUGUAUCAUUUUGCGAGACAGUGGUGGAGACCUCGUCCUUGAAAUGUUUCGCAGAAACUCCAAACAAGAAGAAUAAACUCACGAUGAUUGCUGAGCCUUUGGAAAAGGGUCUAGCCGAGGAUAUCGAAAAUGGUGUAGUGAGUAUCGACUGGCCCCGCAAGAGACUUGGUGACUUUUUCCAAAACAAGUACGAUUGGGAUUUACUUGCGGCCCGGUCAAUUUGGGCCUUCGGUCCUGACAAGCAGGGACCAAACAUUCUUCUUGACGAUACCCUACCCAGUGAGGUAGACAAGAGCUUGCUCUCUGCUGUCAAGGAUUCCAUUGUACAAGGGUUUCAGUGGGGUGCACGUGAAGGCCCUCUUUGUGAUGAACCUAUUAGAAAUGUGAAGUUCAAAAUCUUGGAUGCUAUCGUCGCUCAAGAACCUUUGCACCGUGGAGGCGGCCAGAUUAUUCCUACAUCCAGGCGUGUCGCAUAUUCAGCUUUCCUCAUGGCCACCCCUCGUUUGAUGGAACCAGUCUAUUUUGUAGAGAUUCAAACUCCAGCGGACUGUAUGUCAGCUAUAUACACGGUCUUGUCAAGGAGACGUGGGCACGUUACUGCAGAUGUACCUAAGCCAGGAACGCCAGCUUACAUUGUUAAGGCUUUCCUGCCAGUAAUCGAGUCUUUCGGGUUCGAGACGGAUCUUAGAUACCACACGCAAGGACAGGCUUUCUGUUUGUCUGUAUUUGACCAUUGGUCGAUUGUGCCCGGUGAUCCUCUUGACAAGUCUGUUGUUCUCCGGCCCUUAGAACCAGCUCCUGUUCAACAUCUUGCUCGCGAAUUCAUGGUGAAAACUCGAAGACGGAAAGGUAUGAGUGAAGACGUGAGCAUCAACAAAUUUUUCGAUGACCCUAUGUUGUUGGAGCUUGCCCGCCAAGACACCGAUUUGCAGCAAAUUCUCUGACAUUUUUGCUCUUUUAUCCCCUGUUAUCCUCAAGAAUUAUGGGCUACGGACGUUUUGAUCUUAUCAUUACAGAUCUGUACUCGUCUAGUAGUGAGGUUGUUGAAAAUAGGAUCCAAUACGAAGAAUGCUCUCCCGGAGAGCUUGUAUAUUUAAUUUUAGUUGACACAAGCAAUCCAAUGAAAAGCUUC